CAGAAGCUCCUCGACCUUUCCGACCGGGCAGACCCGAGCCCGAUCCUAAGACAAGAUAUAGCUGCCCGUCAUCCUACGGGCAGCGAGUUUUCCAGAACGUCCACAUGUCAGCACGCAACCCACCUUCCCUCCAUAAAACCCUCGCUCCUCUCAUCCUUUCUUAUCAUCUCCCCGUAGACAUCAAAGCUACUCAGAAGUAGAAAAACAGCAAAGGAAAAACCAGUGUUCAUUUCCAGUGCUUCUAGGACCCCUCAGGACCCCUCUUUUUGGCAUCCAACACCCUUAUUUCUUGGAGACUUACCUGAUUACGGUCGAAAAUGGCGUCGUCGUCGGCAGCACAGAUCCACGUUCUGGGCGGCGGCGCUGGAUUCGGUUAUUCGACGCCGAAGAGGACAGGGAGCUCCGCCGCGCCGAGGACGGUUUUUUUGGGGCAAAGAUUGGGUAGCAGUGGCUUGCCACGGUCGGCUUUCUUGAAGAUGGGGAAGAGGAACGGAAGCACCAGGACUACGGUGGGGCCUGUUCGAGUUGUCAAUGAGAAGGUUGUGGGGAUUGAUCUUGGCACCACGAACUCGGCUGUGGCGGCAAUGGAAGGUGGGAAGCCAACGAUUGUGACUAAUGCUGAGGGGCAGCGUACGACACCGUCCGUCGUUGCCUACACGAAGAAUGGGGACCGCCUCGUUGGGCAGAUUGCAAAGAGGCAGGCUGUUGUUAACCCUGAGAACACGUUCUUUUCUGUCAAGAGGUUCAUUGGAAGGAAGAUGUCAGAGGUUGAUGAGGAGUCGAAGCAGGUGUCAUACCGAGUGGUGAGGGACGAGAACGGGAAUGUCAAACUUGAGUGCCCUGCAAUUGGGAAGCAGUUUGCAGCUGAGGAGAUCUCUGCUCAGGUUUUGAGGAAGCUUGUGGAUGAUGCAUCAAAGUUUUUAAAUGACAAGGUCACUAAAGCAGUUGUUACUGUUCCUGCAUACUUCAAUGAUUCCCAAAGGACAGCAACAAAAGAUGCUGGUCGUAUUGCUGGUUUAGAAGUUCUUCGCAUCAUCAAUGAGCCCACUGCUGCUUCAUUGGCAUAUGGAUUUGAGAAGAAGAACAAUGAAACCAUUCUUGUAUUUGACCUAGGGGGUGGCACCUUUGACGUGUCAGUUCUUGAGGUUGGAGAUGGAGUAUUUGAGGUACUCUCUACCUCUGGGGAUACACAUUUGGGUGGUGAUGACUUUGACAAGAGAGUUGUUGAUUGGCUUGCUUCGAACUUCAAGAGAGAUGAAGGUAUUGAUCUUCUAAGGGACAAACAAGCUCUCCAGCGUCUCACUGAGACGGCAGAGAAGGCCAAGAUGGAGUUGUCUUCCUUGACUCAGACAAAUAUUAGUUUACCAUUCAUUACUGCAACUGCGGAUGGCCCCAAGCACAUUGAAACAACUCUUACAAGGGCCAAGUUUGAAGAAUUGUGCUCUGACCUACUUGAUCGGCUUAAAACCCCUGUAGAAAAUGCAUUGAGAGAUGCGAAGCUCUCCUACAAGGAUUUGGAUGAGGUCAUCCUUGUUGGUGGAUCAACCAGAACUCCUGCAGUUCAGGAACUUGUGAAAAAGUUGACCGGAAAAGAGCCCAAUGUCACUGUUAAUCCAGAUGAAGUUGUUGCUCUUGGUGCUGCGGUUCAGGCAGGGGUACUGGCUGGGGAUGUUAGUGACAUUGUGCUCUUAGAUGUGACGCCGUUAUCUCUUGGUUUGGAGACUUUGGGUGGGGUGAUGACGAAGAUCAUUCCGAGGAACACAACAUUGCCCACCUCUAAAUCUGAAGUCUUCUCAACUGCUGCAGAUGGUCAGACGAGCGUUGAGAUCAAUGUUCUCCAGGGGGAGAGGGAGUUUGUGAGGGACAACAAAUCUCUUGGUAGCUUCCGUUUAGAUGGAAUCCCACCAGCUCCUCGUGGUGUCCCGCAGAUAGAAGUCAAGUUCGACAUUGAUGCCAAUGGUAUCCUCUCCGUUACUGCUGUUGACAAGGGCACGGGGAAGAAACAAGACAUCACUAUUACUGGCGCCAGCACAUUGCCCAGCGAUGAGGUGGAGAGGAUGGUGAACGAGGCAGAGAAGUAUGCAAAGGAAGACAAAGAGAAGAGGGAUGCCAUAGACACAAAGAACCAGGCAGAGUCCCUCAUCUACCAGACGGAGAAGCAGCUGAAGGAGCUGGGAGACAAGGUCCCGGCCCCUGUCAAGGAGAAGGUGGAGUCCAAACUGGGAGAGCUCAAGGCUGCGCUCUCUGGUGGGUCGACUCAAGGCAUGAAGAAUGCCAUGAAUGCACUCAACCAGGAGGUGAUGCAGCUUGGCCAGUCCCUCUACAGCCAACCUGGUGCACCCAGUUCGGGACCUGCUCCUGGGGCCGAGUCUGGGCCAGCCACUGGCAAAGCACCAGACGGCAGCGAUGUCAUUGAUGCUGACUUUACUGAUAGCAAGUGAGAAAGGUGAAAGGUGAGCCUUUUUUUUUAAAUUUUAUUUUUUUGGUUGGUGACCUGUAUAGGAUACGAUUGUAAGAGGAAUAAUGGGAUUAGGACAUAGUUUUUCUUUUUCUUGUGGGGUUUUGGAAUGAGAAAUAGAUACUAGGAUU
Magnolia sinica is the source of this 2589-nucleotide messenger RNA. RefSeq names its product heat shock 70 kDa protein 6, chloroplastic-like. Gene Ontology annotation, molecular function: heat shock protein binding; ATP hydrolysis activity; ATP binding. Gene Ontology annotation, biological process: cellular response to unfolded protein; protein refolding. The record is from RefSeq and is a predicted model, not a curated record. Gene Ontology annotation, cellular component: chloroplast; cytoplasm. The coding region runs from base 318 to 2441 and encodes 707 amino acids. The transcript is spliced from 9 exons. NCBI's taxonomy places the organism in Eukaryota, Viridiplantae, Streptophyta, Magnoliopsida, Magnoliales, Magnoliaceae.